GCUGCCGCCACCUCCGCUUCUCGGCCCGGUCCCGUAGCGGCCCGGCCCGCCCGCGGGGCGCGGAGCCGAGGCCCGCGGCCGGCCGCAUGAAGGACUGCGAGUACCAGCAGAUCAGCCCCGGGGCCGCCCCGCCGCCCGCCUCCCCCGGGGCGCGCCGCCCCGGCCCCGCCGCGCCCCCUGCCCCGGGCUCCGGGCCCGCGCCGCCCGGCGCGCCAGCCCCGCCGCGCUGGAGCGGCAGCGGCAGCGGGAGCCUCGGCCGCCGCCCGCGGCGCAAGUGGGAGGUGUUCCCGGGCCGCAACCGCUUCUUCUGCGGCGGCCGCCUCAUGCUGGCCGGCCACGGCGGCGUCUUCGCGCUCACGCUGCUGCUCAUCCUCACCACUACCGUCCUCUUCUUCGUCUUCGACUGUCCCUACCUGGCCCGCAAACUGACCCUUGCCAUUCCCAUCAUCGCUGCCAUCCUCUUCUUCUUCGUCAUGAGCUGCCUGCUGCAGACGAGUUUCACCGAUCCCGGGAUCCUGCCCCGGGCCACGGUCUGUGAGGCAGCCGCCCUGGAGAAACAGAUUGACAACACAGGCAGUUCCACGUACCGGCCGCCCCCGCGGACCCGGGAGGUGAUGAUCAAUGGGCAGAUGGUGAAGCUGAAGUACUGCUUCACCUGCAAGAUGUUUCGGCCGCCCCGGACCUCACACUGCAGUGUCUGCGACAACUGUGUGGAACGGUUUGACCAUCAUUGCCCUUGGGUGGGCAACUGUGUGGGGAGACGGAACUACCGCUUCUUCUACGCGUUUAUUCUCUCCCUGUCAUUCCUGACAGCCUUCAUCUUUGCCUGCGUGGUCACCCACCUGACACUGCGCUCUCAGGGAAGCAACUUCCUCUCCACUCUGAAGGAGACACCAGCAAGCGUGCUGGAGUUGGUCAUCUGCUUCUUCUCCAUCUGGUCCAUCCUGGGCCUCUCAGGGUUUCACACUUACCUCGUCGCCUCCAACCUGACAACAAACGAAGAUAUCAAAGGCUCGUGGUCCAGCAAGAGGGGCGGUGAGGCCUCUGUCAACCCCUACAGCCAUAAAAGUAUUAUCACCAACUGCUGCGCUGUGCUCUGCGGCCCCCUACCUCCCAGCCUGAUUGACCGGAGAGGAUUUGUGCAGUCUGACACCGUGGUGCCCUCGCCCAUCAGAAGUGAUGAGCCAGCCUGCAGAGCCAAGCCUGAUGCCAGUAUGGUAGGAGGCCACCCCUGAACAGGGCUCACUACUUGCCACCUGCUGGCCUGUCCACCCUCUGCACCCACCUGCCGCCCUCCACGCCUGCCGGGACCCUUCCCAUUCCAUCUGAGGGAGGCAGAGCUGCCAAAGACUCCAGUCUUUUCGUAUUUAUUUCCCACCCUGCGUGGCUUUCCCCGAACUGUUCCUUGGCUGUACUCUCUGCUCCCCAAACCCAGGUCCCACAGCCUUGGGCCUUAGGUCCCCUUAGCUGAUGAGUGGCAGGAGUGAAAGGAGAGGCCAGAACCUCUGCAGGCCACUAAGGGGACCAUGCCAGGGUGAGCCCUGUGUGAGUGAGGGCAUGAACUGAGCAUGAGGCCUCCCAGUUGGGGGACCUGCCUGGGGCCCUCAGGAUGAAGCGGGACUGAUGAGCCAUCGGCUCUGGACAGUGGCUAUGGGAGAGGAAGCCUCGGUGGGCUGCUUUGGUUUGUGAGCUCCUUCAUUCUCUUUGUAAUGAACAUUGUUCUUUUUUUCUUUUCUUAUGGAAUUGGCCAAUAGGUUAGAGCUGGGCUUCCAGUAGAAAAGGCAAGGUUGGGGGUGGGUGGGGGGAGCCUGUCAGAGGAAGCUAAACCAGCCAGCCAGGCACCCAGAACCUCAGCUCUUGUACGACUCCUGGGCAGCACAGUAGGAAGUGGAGGCCUUGCCCUCCCCCUGCCCAGGGAGGGCUCUCUAAGGGAUCCCAGCCUGCCCCCCGCCACCUGUCUCCCAAGUUGGGUCUAGGGAUGGGUGGGUUAUGCUCAUGCUGGCAAUACUUGAAAUGGGUUUAUUAAUGCUGGAUAUUUUGCACACUUUUAUAGACAUCUUUUCUACGUAGCCUUUUUUAAAUGGAAGAAGAAAGAAGUCAACCACAUUGCUAUCUGUUUAGUGCCAGGUGAAGGGUUAUCAGAAGGCUAGUUGGUUUUAUUAAAUUUAUUACAAGAGACCUUCUGCUGUGAGUGAGUGCGUGUGUGUGUGUGCGUGUGUGUGUUCAUGCGUGCCCUUGUACGAAUGUGGCUGGCUCCCACAUCCCCUGGGCUGCUUCCUUCCUUCCCCCCAUCCCCCUUGGGUAUCAGGAACAGCCUGAGCCGUGGGGACAAGGAGCAUAUGCAUUGAUCACAAGACACCCCUGGGCUCCCACUAGGGCUCAGCCUCCAUCCUCUUAUCUUUCCUUCCUCCAUGGACUUCAGACAACCAGCAGUGGGGGACUCUGCCACCCCACCCCACCCCUGCCACCCAGCCCCCAGGUUAGGCUUCCAGCUGGGACCUGCCCAGACAGGCUGAGGCUGGGCGUGAUGGGUGGGGUGAUGGCUAUGGGGAGUGGCUGCCACCCUAUAAGCCACACACCCUCUUCCAAGCUCUGAGUAUGGGACCCAGUGCCAGGGACUAUAGGACAAGGUGUUUCUGUUAAUUGGGGGCCUCCAUCCAGAGAAAGAAGGAAGGAACAGGGUGGACUAAGAGGCAAGUGAAGAUUGGCCUAAAUUGGGGCCAGAAACUCAGAGGAUGUUUCUCCUCUGCUGGGACCUGUAGUUUCUUACCAAAAUAGAGAAUUGUCCCUUGAUCACCCUUCUUGGCCCUUCAAGUGGGCUGAAGCCCUUGGAAAGUAACAUAGGAAGUCCCUGGAUAUUGCCCUUCCUCACCCCAGAGGCUAGUGGGUCAUAGAGCUAGGAAGUGCCAGCCACAAAGGGUCCCCUCUGGGAGAAACAGCUUGCCCCAGCCUCAGGGCCCUGGGCCAUUGCAGUGGCCCUGGGAGGUGGGGAGGAAGCUGGCUAGAGGAGGGGGUUCCCACCUGCCUUUUAUUUAAGCCAGUAUUCUUUGUUCCUGCUUGUAAUAAAACUUUUGUUUUUAAGAGCU
Molecule: messenger RNA, 3086 nt
Organism: Cynocephalus volans (Philippine flying lemur)
Lineage: Eukaryota; Metazoa; Chordata; Mammalia; Dermoptera; Cynocephalidae
Gene: ZDHHC18
Product: zinc finger DHHC-type palmitoyltransferase 18
Exons: 8
Coding region: 87-1235 (382 amino acids)
Biological process (GO): protein targeting to membrane; peptidyl-L-cysteine S-palmitoylation
Cellular component (GO): Golgi apparatus; endoplasmic reticulum
Molecular function (GO): protein-cysteine S-palmitoyltransferase activity
Source: RefSeq, a predicted model, not a curated record